Molecule: messenger RNA, 1260 nt
Organism: Coffea eugenioides
Lineage: Eukaryota; Viridiplantae; Streptophyta; Magnoliopsida; Gentianales; Rubiaceae
Exons: 1
Coding region: 1-1260 (419 amino acids)
Source: RefSeq, a predicted model, not a curated record
AUGGCUAUCAGGCAGAGGCCCGAUGAGUCCCUGAGGAAUUUCAUGACCCAUUUCAACGCGGAGAGCUUACAGGUCAGGGACAAAGACGAAAAGGUGGUCAUGGCUGCCUUCAUGAAUGGGCUCAGGGUAGAGGAGCUCUUCUACAAGCUGGCCGAAAAGCCUCCUGGAAAUCUGGAGGAGCUCCUGACCAGGGCGCACGGGGCCGCUAAUACGGAGGAGGCAGGCCGUUUGAAGAAAGAGUCAGAUCGGGAGCUCGGAGACCGGAGAGGACGGGGAAACCCCCCCGAGAGCAAGGAUGGCCCGGCCAAGAAAAACGUCUUUGACCGGCUCUCGAGGGAGAAAACCCCUGCUCCGCCACCGCUCCCGGAGAAAGGCUACACCCCCUUGACUCGGCCUAGGGCCCAGAUCCUAACUGUUAUGGAGGCGGAAGGCCUGGGAGGUCGGCCGCCCAAGAUGGGGACACCUCGGAACAAGAGGAACCAGGACCGGUACUGCGCCUUCCACCGUGACGUCGGACACGACACGGAAGGGUGCUGGGCCCUGCGGAAGGAGAUCGAAAAUCUGAUCCAGCGUGGCUUCCUGGGGCGAUUCGUGAAGCAAGGUCGCCCCGACCAGGAGCCCGGGCACGCCUACCAUGGUGAUCGGGGUGGGGGCCCGCGUCGCUACCGUCCUGAGCGGCGUGAUGUCCUCCGGGGCCACUCUCCCGACCAAGACACCCAGAACCUAGCUGGAGUGAUAAACACCAUCGUCGGGGGCCCCACCGGGGGAGACAGUCACACAGCUCGGAAGAACAGGCGACCUCCCCCUGAGGGAGAUGACUCCCUAAAACGGCUGCGCAUUGACGAGGAGAUCACUUUUGGACCAAGGGAUACAAUCCCCCUAGCGUCUGGGAACCACAAGGCCAUCGUGAUAGACAUUGUUACCAACAACUACCGGGUGAAGAAGGUAUAUGUCGACCAGGAAAGUGCGGUCGACAUCAUGUUCUAUCGGGUGUUCAAGGAGCUCGGCUUGGAGGACGGGCAGUUGACCCCUGUUCGGACACCCCUGGUGGGCUUCACCGGACCCCCUAUUAACCCGGAAGGAAUUAUCACCCUGAUGGUCACGGUAGGGCAGGCCCCCAAAUACGGGACCAUCCCUGUCAACUUCGUGGUGGUCAAGCAACAAUCCCCGUACAACGUGUUCCUGGGUCGACCCGCCUUGAACGCUCUCCGAGCUAUCCCCUCGACGCUCCACCUCAGCGUCAAAUUUCCCACUCCGUAA